Molecule: messenger RNA, 714 nt
Organism: Cavenderia fasciculata
Lineage: Eukaryota; Evosea; Eumycetozoa; Acytosteliales; Cavenderiaceae
Exons: 4
Coding region: 1-714 (237 amino acids)
Biological process (GO): protein depalmitoylation
Cellular component (GO): cytoplasm
Molecular function (GO): carboxylic ester hydrolase activity; palmitoyl-(protein) hydrolase activity
Source: RefSeq, a predicted model, not a curated record
AUGACAAGUAACCAACAACAACAACAACAACAACAACAAGAAGAAGAAGAAAUUACAACUAUCAAGCCGACAUCAAAUCAUACAGCAACUAUGAUUUUACUUCAUGGAAUGUUAGAGGUAACUAGUGCUUGGGAAGAUCCUUUGAAAGAGAUAUUAAAACAUUCACCUCAUGUAAAAGUUAUAAUGCCUCAAGCUCCAGUUAUCCCAUUGACUAUAAAUAAUAAAGCACCGGGUACUGCAUGGUUUGAUGUAGAAGCAUUUAAACCUGGUAUGAAGGAAGAUACCGAAAGAAUAGUUGCCAGACAUAAAAUGAUGGAAAAUAUUAUUCAAAAGGAAAUUGAUAGUGGAAUUCCUCCUGAAAGAAUAAUGUUGGCUGGUUUUUCAAUGGGAGCAGCUGUUGUAUUGUACACAAUGGUUAGUAUGAAAGUAAAACUAGCUGGUUGUUUAACAAUUGGAGGAUUCUUUCCUGUAGUAUCACUAUUUGGUUAUCAAAAGAAAGAAUGUAUUUCAAUACCUAUAAGAAUGUUGCAUGGUGAUGCAGAUACUGUGGUCGUACCAAAACUGGGUAAUGUUUUAAAUGUUGUACUCAAACAAAAGUUUGGUUUUGGUGUUGCUGAAUUCAUUUUGGUGCCUGGUUUGGGUCAUCAAUAUGUUCAUCCUAUGGUAUAUGAACAAUUUUCAGAUUUCCUUGUUAAAUAUUUACCAUCAAUAUAA